This is a messenger RNA of Episyrphus balteatus (marmalade hoverfly), 1711 nucleotides long. RefSeq names its product cytochrome P450 6a8-like. The transcript is spliced from 2 exons. NCBI's taxonomy places the organism in Eukaryota, Metazoa, Arthropoda, Insecta, Diptera, Syrphidae. The record is from RefSeq and is a predicted model, not a curated record. Gene Ontology annotation, molecular function: iron ion binding; oxidoreductase activity, acting on paired donors, with incorporation or reduction of molecular oxygen; monooxygenase activity. Bases 73 to 1557 code for a protein of 494 amino acids.
UCCAAAAAAACUUGUUAGUUGUGUUCUAAGUUUCGUCGUGAGAAGAUCGUUAAAUUUUUUCGAUCGUCAAACAUGGCGUUUUUUAGUGUUUUCCUUUGCAUUAUAAUCAUCUUGAUUACCACAUUAGCUUACUACGUCAGAAGCCUAUUGACAUUUUGGAAACGUCGCGGAAUUCCUCAUGAUCCGCCUACAUUCCCCCAAGGAAAUCUAGUCGGUCAUCCGACUGAAAAACACAUGAAAGAAAUAGUCGGCGCCCAUUAUCAUAAAUACAAGAGCCAAGGACCGUUUGCAGGUUUUUACUUCUUCCUCAAUCCGGCGAUAUUGAUGUAUGAUCUGGAUUUGAUUAGGGAUAUUUUUAUAAAGGAUUUCAAUAACUUUACCGGUCGUGGUAUAUUUCACAAUGAAAAAGACGAUCCUCUAACUGGAAACCUUUUGAACUUGGAAGGUGCCAAAUGGAAAGACAUGAGAAGUAAAAUGUCACCAACAUUUACCUCUGGCAAAAUGAAGUUUAUGUUUCCGACGGUUGUAUCAGUUGCUGAGCGACUAGUUGAAGCAGUUGGAGGAAUGGUUGAAAAAGAUCCCGAUUUUGAAGUUAAGGAUAUUGUGGCACGAUUUACCGUCGAUGUUAUUGGAAAUGUUGGAUUUGGUAUUGAAUGUAAUAGUUUGAAAGAUCCUCAUGCUGAAUUCCGUCAAAUGGGUGAUGCUAUUGGAAAUCUGAAAAGACAUAGUAUUUUCGUAAGCCUUUUCAUGUUCAGCUUUCCGGAUUUGGCAAGAAAGUUGCGUUUAAAGCAAACUCAUGACGAUGUUGAAGCCUUUUUUAUGCGUAUUGUUAGGGAAACUGUGGAUUAUCGGGAAAAGAAUUCGAUUAAACGAAAUGAUUUUAUGAAUUUGUUGCUUGAAAUCAAACAUUCUGGAGAGAGUAUGUCAAUUGAAGAAAUUGCAGCGCAAGUAUUUAUCUUCUUUUUGGCUGGAUCGGAAACUUCUUCGACAACAAUGGGACAUGCUUUGUAUGAAUUAGCAAAGAAUCCAGAAAUUCAAGAUAAGCUGAGGGAAGAAAUUGAGUCUCUUAUUGAGAAGCAUGAUGGUGUUCUAAGUUAUGACUGUCUGAUGGAAAUGACGUACAUGGAAAAAGUUUUCAAAGAAACCCUUCGUAAAUACCCAGUGAUCACGAAUUUGGUUCGCAGAUCUAUGAACGAGUAUCCAACAAAGAAUCCUAAAUUUGUUAUUCCCGCAAACACUAUGUGUUUGAUUCCAGUUGAUGCCAUUCAUCAUGAUCCCGAAAUUUAUCCUGAUCCGGAGAAAUUCGAUCCGGAACGUUUUAGUCCAGAAGAAAUUUCAAAACGUCAUUCAUGCAGUUGGUUGCCAUUUGGUGAAGGUCCACGGCAUUGUAUUGGAUUGAGAUUUGGAAAGAUGCAAACGUCCAUUGGAUUGGCUUUAUUAAUUAAGAAUUUUAAAUUCUCUCAUUGCGAUAAAACACCAAGUCAGUUGGAAUUUAAUCCGAAGAGUAUUAUUUUGGUAUCGAAGGGUGGUAUUCAUUUGCGUGCGGAACGUGUUUGAAGGAAGUGUGAAUUAUAAGUAUUAAUAUGAUUUGUCGUGUGAUACCAAGGUUGUUGAACUCGGACACGGAAGAAGUGAAAUAAAUCAAUGCAAUCCCAGUGACUUGAAAUGAAAAAUGCAAAAAGUACAAAAAAUAAAUGAUUUUAUAUAAAAU